Serinus canaria (Common canary) is the source of this 3796-nucleotide messenger RNA. RefSeq names its product PHD finger protein 14 (gene PHF14). The transcript is spliced from 20 exons. Lineage: Eukaryota; Metazoa; Chordata; Aves; Passeriformes; Fringillidae. The record is from RefSeq and is a predicted model, not a curated record. The coding region runs from base 138 to 2954 and encodes 938 amino acids. Gene Ontology annotation, biological process: regulation of transcription by RNA polymerase II.
GGCGGGGCGGGCGGCGGGGCGGGCGCGGGUCUGCAUCCGGGUCGCCGCCGUGCCCAUUGUCUGGGGAAGGGGCCCGGGGCUCGGCGGCGCUGCACCCGAGGGCCCCUGCCCGCCCGUCGUCCACCCGCGCAGGCUUUAUGGACCGCAGUUCGAAGAGGAGACAGGUGAAGCCUUUGGCAGCUUCACUGCUGGAAGCUUUAGAUUAUGAUAGCUCUGAUGACAGUGAUUUUAAAGUUGGAGAUGCUUCAGAUUCUGAAGGAAGUGGUCAUGGGAGUGAAGAUGCAUCUAAGGACAGUGGUGAAGGUUCCUGUACUGAAUCAGAAGAAAAUAUCUUGGAGGAGGAACCGGCAGAACAGAAAGUAGAAGAGCAACAGCCGAAAGCCUCCACUGAAGAAGUGCCAACAACAGACAAAGAGGUAAUUAAAACUGAAAAGAAAGAGCAGGAAGAUGAAGAAGAAAAGCCAAAAAAGAAGAAAGAGAAGGAGAAAGCAGCUGAACCUGAUGCUGUGGCUGAUGAGCAAACAAAUGAACCAAAAAAAUGGAAUUUGCGCAGGAACCGACCCCUGCUGGAUUUUGUAUCGAUGGAAGAGCUGAAUGACAUGGAUGACUACGACAGUGAAGAUGACAAUGACUGGCGGCCUACUGCUGAGAAAAGGAAAGGAAAGAAUGCACUGAAAAAAGAGGGGAGUGAUGGAGAUAAUGAAGAUGAUGAAGAUGACGGGAGUGGAAGUGAUGAGGAUGACAAUGAUGAGGAAGCUAAUGAGGAAGAUAAUAGCAGCACGGCUAGCGAUGGAGGAUCCAAGAAGAAGAAGAGUAAAGUUCUUAACAGGAAUAAUGCAGAUGAUGAGGAAUUGACAAAUGAUAGCCUGGCUCUUUCACAAAGCAAGAGUAAUGAGGACUCAUUGAUCCUUGAGAAGUCUCAAAAUUGGAGUUCCCAGAAAAUGGACCAUAUUUUGAUUUGUUGCGUUUGUCUUGGAGAUAACAGUGAAGAUGCUGAUGAAAUAAUCCAGUGUGACAACUGUGGAAUAACAGUGCAUGAAGGUUGCUAUGGUGUUGAUGGAGAGAGUGACUCUAUCAUGAGUUCAGCUUCAGAAAAUUCCACAGAGCCAUGGUUUUGUGAUGCAUGCAAAUGUGGUGUCACACCUAGCUGUGAAUUGUGUCCCAACCAAGAUGGGAUCUUCAAGGAGACUGAUGCAGGCAGGUGGGUCCACAUUGUUUGUGCCCUCUAUGUUCCAGGAGUGGCAUUUGGAGAUAUUGACAAGCUACGGCCAGUAACACUAACAGAAAUGAAUUAUUCCAAGUAUGGUGCAAAGGAGUGCAGCUUUUGUGAAGAUCCUCGUUUUGCCAGAACUGGUGUAUGCAUUAGUUGUGAUGCUGGGAUGUGCAGAGCUUAUUUCCAUGUGACCUGUGCUCAGAAGGAAGGUCUCCUCUCAGAAGCAGCAGCAGAAGAGGAUAUAGCUGACCCUUUUUUUGCUUAUUGUAAACAGCAUGCGGACAGGUUAGACAGAAAAUGGAAGCGGAAGAACUACUUGGCUUUACAAUCUUACUGUAAAAUGUCCUUGCAGGAAAGAGAAAAGCAGCUUUCACCAGAAGCUCAGGCUCGAAUCAAUGCCAGGCUCCAGCAGUAUCGUGCUAAGGCGGAGCUGGCGCGCACCACCCGGCCCCAGGCCUGGGUUCCCAGGGAGAAGCUGCCGCGGCCGCUCACCAGCAGCGCUUCGGCCAUACGGAAGCUCAUGCGCAAAGCUGAGCUGAUGGGAAUUAGCACAGACAUUUUCCCAGUGGAUACUUCAGAUACAAGUUCCAGUGUUGAUGGAAGAAGAAAACAUAAACAACCAGCUCUCACUGCUGACUUUGUGAAUUAUUACCUUGAGAGAAAUAUGCGCAUGAUUCAAAUCCAGGAGAAUAUGGCUGAACAGAAGAACAUCAAAGAUAAGUUAGAAAAUGAGCAAGAAAAGCUUCAUGUGGAGUAUAAUAAGCUGUGUGAGUCCUUGGAAGAGCUACAAAAUAUGAAUGGAAAACUGCGAAAUGAAGGGCAAGGAAUUUGGGCUCUGCUGGGUAGAAUCAUCGGACAGAAAUUGAACAUACCAGCAAUUUUACGGGCCCCGAAGGAGAGGAAACCAAGUAAAAAGGAAGGAGGAGCACAAAAGGCAUCUACACUUCCGGCAGUACUUUAUAGUUGUGGAAUUUGCAAGAAGAACCAUGAUCAACACCUACUGCUACUAUGUGACACUUGCAAACUUCAUUAUCAUCUUGGUUGCCUGGAUCCACCUCUUACAAGGAUGCCAAGGAAGACCAAGAACAGUUACUGGCAGUGCUCAGAGUGUGACCAGGCAGGUAGCAGCGAUAUGGAGGCUGAUAUUGCCAUGGAAACCUUACCAGAUGGGACCAAAAGAUCAAGGAGGCAAAUCAAGGAACCGGUGAAAUUUGUUCCUCAGGAUGUGCCAACAGAACCGAAGAAAAUUCCAAUCAGAAACACGAGAACUAGAGGACGAAAACGAAGCUUUGUGCCUGAAGAAGAAAAACCUGAGGAACGUAUUCCCAGAGAAAGAAGGCAACGACAGUCUGUGCUGCAAAAGAAGCCCAAGUCAGAGGAUUUAAGGACUGAGUGUGCUACCUGCAAAGGCACUGGAGACAAUGAAAAUCUAGUCAGGUGUGAUGAAUGCAGGCUUUGCUACCAUUUUGGCUGUCUAGACCCUCCCUUGAAAAAGUCUCCUAAACAGACUGGCUAUGGAUGGAUUUGUCAGGAAUGUGACUCUACAUCCUCCAAAGACUCCGAGCCGUCAAAUGAGGUGGUCUCAGAGGCCCCAGGUAACGUGGUACCCUCUACCUCAAGAAGUAGCUCUGAAGAGCUGAUAUCGGUGGCACAGAAACGUCCAGAAGAGGGAACCUUGAGAGGGGAGCACCAGUAUGCUGAAUUUCCAAAUUCAGAACCCACCAUGAAACAAACCAUCUAAGUUACUGAUGGGAAGAUGAAAAUGAAGCUGAAGCAGAAAAUCCAUCUCAGGAGCUGAAUUUGGAACAGAAAAAAUCAAAAAAAUAGGAGAUUGAUGUCUUGUUUGAAAUAUUUGCAAGUUGUGUAACAGUGGUUAUAGUUUCUCAUUGUAAAAUUAAGAAAAAAAGUUCUCAAUAAAGUCAUUGAAAAUUAAAUUCAUGGUGCACUGGGGAAUUAAUUAAGUAGCUCCUGGUGAUAUUCUUGAUUACAUUAAAAGCUGAAUUAUCAGAACUGAGUACAUUACCAAUAAAAUUCUGAAAGCUUUUGAAACACGUUCUAGAAAGCUGAUGGGUUUUUCAUCACAUGUAGCAUUUACUAAGCAAAUAGGGCAAUUUUAUGUUUUACUCUGCAAAACAGUGUUAUCCUUAAAGGAUAGUUAUAACUCAGACGUAUUUUGGUAUUUCUGAGCAAGAGCUUUGAUUCUUAAAAGUUAGAUAAAUAUGUUCUACUAAAGGAGUUCUGAAGUUUCUUCUGAUCAGUGAUUAAAGUAAAUGUUUCUGAGGAGUAGGUAGAAGCAAGAAUUUUUUGAUAUGUAUGGUACAUUUUCAAAAGUAAUUACUUUUACAUUUGUAUUGUGAUUUUUAAUCGGUUUCUGGCUGCAUUAUACUUUUCCUUAUGUAAACCUUUUCCAUCUUCAUGUGAUCAUUGUCUUUUAAUGAAUGUCAAUCUUUUGUCUUGAUUAGGCCAUCUUACCCAGGUCUAAUUCUCUCAUGCCAUUCUUUUCAUUCCAACAAAAUAAAAUAACUUCUUUCUGUGUCAUUAGACCUUCAAGUGAGUAAUAAACAUCUAAAAUAACUUUUCUUC